Molecule: messenger RNA, 2214 nt
Organism: Procambarus clarkii (red swamp crayfish)
Lineage: Eukaryota; Metazoa; Arthropoda; Malacostraca; Decapoda; Cambaridae
Source: RefSeq, a predicted model, not a curated record
AUGGUAGUUCAUCGAGGUAGUUAUCUCUACAUUAGUGUUCAAAAGAUGGUAGUUCAAUACGACAGUUACUUCUACAUUAGUGUUCAAAAGAUGGUAGUUCAAUACGACAGUUACUUAUACAUUAGUGUUCAAAAGAUGGUAGUUCAAUACGACAGUUACUUCUACAUUAGUGUUCAAAAGAUGGUAGUUCAAUACGACAGUUACUUCUACAUUAGUGUUCAAAAGAUGGUAGUUCAAUACGACAGUUACUUCUACAUUAGUGUUCAAAAGAUGGUAGUUCAAUACGACAGUUACUUCUACAUUAGUGUUCAAAAGAUGGUAGUUCAAUACGACAGUUACUUCUACAUUAGUGUUCAAAAGAUGGUAGUUCAAUACGACAGUUACUUCUACAUUAGUGUUCAAAAGAUGGUAGUUCAAUACGACAGUUACUUCUACAUUAGUGUUCAAAAGAUGGUAGUUCAAUACGACAGUUACUUCUACAUUAGUGUUCAAAAGAUGGUAGUUCAAUACGACAGUUACUUCUACAUUAGUGUUCAAAAGAUGGUAGUUCAAUACGACAGUUACUUCUACAUUAGUGUUCAAAAGAUGGUAGUUCAAUACGACAGUUACUUCUACAUUAGUGUUCAAAAGAUGGUAGUUCAAUACGACAGUUACUUCUACAUUAGUGUUCAAAAACCAAAUGAUACUGAUGCUACUGCUUUCUCCAGUAAUAGCUUAAAUGCUGCUACUUCAGUCCCUGCUACUGCUAUUCCAGGCCCUGCUACUGCUACUCCAGCCCCUGCUACUGCUAUUCCAGCCCCUGCUACUGCUACUCCAGCCCCUGCUACUGCUACUCCAGCCCCUGCUACUGCUACUCCAGCCCCUGCUACUGCUAUUCCAGCCCCUGCUACUGCUACUCCAGCCCCUGCUACUGCUACUCCAGCCCCUGCUACUCCAGUCCCUGCUACUCCAGCCCCUGCUACUGCUACUCCAGCCCCUGCUACUGCUACUCCAGCCCCUGCUACUGCUACUCCAGCCCCUGCUACUGCUACUCCAGCCCCUGCUACUCCAGUCCCUGCUACUCCAGUCCCUGCUACUCCAGUCCCUGCUACUCCAGUCCCUGCUACUCCAGUCCCUGCUACUCCAGUCCCUGCUACUGCUACUCCAGCCCCUGCUACUGCUAUUCCAGCCCCUGCUACUGCUACUCCAGCCCCUGCUACUGCAGCCCCUGCUACUGCUACUGCUACUCCAGCCCCUGCUACUGCUACUCCAGCCCCUGCUACUGCAGCCCCUGCUACUGCUACUCCAGCCCCUGCUACUGCUACUCCAGCCCUUGCUACUGCUACUCCAGCCCCUGCUACUGCUACUCCAGCCCCUGCUACUGCUACUCCAGCCCCUGCUACUGCUACUCCAGCCCCUGCUACUGCUACUUCAGUCCCUGCUACUGCAGCCCCUGCUACUGCUACUCCAGCCCCUGCUACUGCUACUUCAGUCCCUGCUACUGCUACUCCAGCCCUUGCUACUUCUACUCCAGCCCCUGCUACUGCUACUCCAGCCCCUGCUACUGCUACUCCAGCCCCUGCUACUGCUACUUCAGUCCCUGCUACUGCUACUCCAGUCCCUGCUACUGCUACUCCAGUCCCUGCUACUGCUACUCCAGCCCCUGCUACUGCUACUCCAGCCCCUGCUACUGCUACUCCAGCCCCUGCUACUGCUACUGCAGCCCCUGCUACUGCUACUCCAGCCCCUGCUACUGCUACUCCAGCCCCUGCUACUGCUACUUCAGUCCCUGCUACUGCUACUCCAGUCCCUGCUACUGCUACUCCAGCCCCUGCUACUGCUACUCCAGCCCCUGCUACUGCUACUGCAGCCCCUGCUACUGCUACUCCAGUCCCUGCUACUGCUACUCCAGUCCCUGCUACUGAGGCUGAGUCGGCGAUAUAUCGCUUAGAGGCUUCCGUCUUGCAGAUGCCAGUAAGUCCAGUUAUCCGUCUUGCAGAUGCCAACAUAGUGACCGUGAACACUGUAGAGGAGAACGAGAACACUGUAGAGGACAACGAGAACACUGUAGAGGACAACGAGAACACUGUAGAGAAGCACGAGAACACUGUAGAGAAGCACGAGAACACUGUAGAGGAGCACGAGAACACUGUAGAGGAGCACGAGAACACUGUAGAGGACAACGAGAUCACUGUAGAGGAGCACGGGGGUUCACCAUCUUCACUGCGAGUAUAA